Messenger RNA from Rhincodon typus (whale shark), 2485 nucleotides. RefSeq names its product pyruvate dehydrogenase E1 subunit beta (gene pdhb). The transcript has 10 exons. Gene Ontology annotation, biological process: pyruvate decarboxylation to acetyl-CoA. NCBI's taxonomy places the organism in Eukaryota, Metazoa, Chordata, Chondrichthyes, Orectolobiformes, Rhincodontidae. Bases 350 to 1162 code for a protein of 270 amino acids. Gene Ontology annotation, molecular function: pyruvate dehydrogenase (acetyl-transferring) activity. The record is from RefSeq and is a predicted model, not a curated record.
GGUCACAAACAGAUCGCUGGGCGAACUCAGCAGGUCUGGCAGCAUCUGUGGUCAAAACGCAGAGUUAAUAUUUCGGGUCCAGCUACCAUUCGUCAGACCUGAUUGCAGUUUGGAAAAGGAUACUUUUGGUGUGUUGAUACGGAAGAGGUUUCAUCGGUCGGCUGUCGCCGCCGCUCAGUUGACCUAUCGAGAUGCUCUUACCCAGGCCUUGGAUGAGGAAAUUGAGAGAGAUGAAACUGUAUUUCUGCUUGGAGAAGAGGUAGCGCAGUAUGAUGGUGCAUACAAGGUGAGUCGUGGACUGUGGAAGAAGUGGGGAGAUAAGAGAGUCAUAGACACUCCUAUUUCAGAGAUGGGCUUUACAGGAAUUGCAGUUGGUGCUGCCAUGGCUGGCUUGAGGCCCAUUUGUGAAUUCAUGACCUUCAAUUUCUCGCUGCAAGCCAUCGACCAAGUUAUAAAUUCUGCUGCCAAAACGUACUACAUGUCGGCAGGUGCAGUUCCUGUUCCUAUAGUCUUUAGAGGUCCGAAUGGUUCUUCAGCUGGGGUGGCAGCUCAGCAUUCACAGUGCUUCGCAGCAUGGUAUAGUCACUGCCCUGGCCUAAAAGUGAUUAGUCCUUGGAGUUCUGAAGAUGCCAAAGGCUUGCUAAAAUCUGCUAUUCGAGAUGAUAACCCUGUUGUUUUCUUGGAAAAUGAACUGUUGUAUGGUGUGCCUUUUGAAGUUUCUGAGGAAUUCCAGUCAAAGGACUUUGUUAUCCCAAUAGGAAAAGCCAAAGUGGAAAAAGAAGGAACUAAUAUCACUUUAGUUGCACACUCCAGAAGUGUGGGGCAUUGCCUGGAUGCAGCUGUUGCUCUUGCAAAGGAAGGCAUUGAUUGUGAGGUCAUUAAUAUGCGUACCAUUAGACCUCUGGAUAUUGAAACAAUUGAAGCUAGUGUGAUGAAGACUAAUCAUCUGGUGACGGUUGAGGGUGGUUGGCCACAGUUUGGAGUGGGUGCUGAAAUUUGUGCCCGAAUUAUGGAAGGACCAGCAUUUAACUACCUGGAUGCCCCAGCUGUACGUGUCACUGGUGCAGAUAUUCCUAUGCCUUAUGCAAAAGUCUUGGAAGAUAACUCUGUACCCCAGAUUAAAGAUAUAAUGUUUUCAGUGAAGAAGGUACUGAAUGUGUAAUUGCACUUAGUGCUGUAUUUCCACCCCCCACUCCAUUUAAAUCCUUUCACUGAUGGUGUAUAAAAGUUUAAUAGGUGCUGGAAGAUCCAAAAUGUUAUAUGCCACGAGAGCUACAAAGUACUACUUUAGAAAGGACAUUUGAGAUUAUACUUUUGACUUUAACAGUGGUAGUGCUCAUCUUGAAUGGUAAUUUUUGCCUCUUCCCUAAUUAAUUUGUGUACAGUGAUCAAAUGAUUAAAGUAUGAAAAUAACUUUGAGGAUCUGAAUGAAAGUAUAAUUUAUUUAAAAUCCUUAGAUUCUAGCUAGAAAACAAAUUCGGGACCUAGCACUUUUGUCAGAAAAGAGAUGUUAUGCCCAUUAAUGAAAGGAUUGAUCAACUUUGGGAAACUUUAGUACCUACUAAUUAAUUGAUGCAAACAUAUCCAGUGGGCUUCAUAAUAAAUGUUUCCUUGUAUGUUUGUUCAGUUGGCAGUCUAACAUUCAAACUUAUGUAACUGGUCACUUGGGAUAUUUAUGAUCUUAUUCUUAAAAAGGCAUUUGGUUAGUUUACAAAUAAAUUAACCUUGUGCUAUAUUUUGAGUUGUAUGUCAGUGUUGAUUUUGGAUCUUGUAAAAGUUCUUUAACUAAGGUGUUGUGCUGUGAUUCAGUUAUAUAACUCCAGUGGAAAUGGUCUUUAUAAUAAUUGAUUGAAAUCAAUUAACCAAGUUUUGCUUUGAAGGAAAAGUGACUCUUCCUCCCAAAAUCCUCUUAGCAGCUACAUUUUUAAAUGUUACGCCUGAACACUGUUCCUGUUUGUUUUCCACAAUUGGAUCAAAUCUCAAAUGUUAAGCAAUUUAAUUUUAUAGAAUUCCUCUGGCCAAGUAAUAGGAUUAAACCUAUUCUUUUGUUUGAAAUUAAGAAUCUAUCCAAGCUUUAAUAUUGGGCAAGUGUUAAUCAAUUAGUGAUAAAUACAGGUUCCAAACUGCAUUAAGUACCAGCGUCAAAUCCACAAAUGAGUUGAAUAACAGGACUUCAGUGAGCCCCAGCUUUGACUACCUGAUAAGGGAGUGCUUGAGUUUUAAUGACUAGUAAGGUUUCAGAUACCAAGUCACUUGAACUGUUUGGAACACAGAGCAUGUGUUGAUGCAGUGCCCUAAAUAAAAGUUCAAAACACAGCCACAUUUUUAAGAACUCAACAGCGGCUGGAGACUGAUUGAUUGAUUGAUUUACAACAGAAAUUUCCCAUGUGUUGUACUGGUAUUAGUGUGAAAAUGAUACUAUUAUAACAUUGUGAACCUCCAGAAGAAUAAAUAAUUACUGUAUAGCCUUGCGAAAAAAUACAAA